Molecule: messenger RNA, 1263 nt
Organism: Solanum lycopersicum (tomato)
Lineage: Eukaryota; Viridiplantae; Streptophyta; Magnoliopsida; Solanales; Solanaceae
Product: ribosome-recycling factor, chloroplastic
Biological process (GO): plastid translation
Cellular component (GO): chloroplast
Molecular function (GO): ribosomal large subunit binding
Source: RefSeq, a predicted model, not a curated record
UUUGCCUAAUUUUUCUUUUAAAAAAAAAUGAAAGAAGAAAAGAGUAACAAAAUGGGAACUUCUUAUCCAAAAGUUCAGGCUGAAGUCUAAAAAAAAAAGAAGAGCUUUUAUCUUUGCAGAAUUCAGAGUCCCUUCAACAAUGACGAUAGCUUUGUCGCCUGCAACUCCAGUACGUUUGCUAUGCCAACAGCAACUCACCCGCAAGCCUGUUCUCUUUUGCUUUCAAGAUAAAUUUCCUACUUCUGGUAAUGUGGUAUGUUGGUCGGCGUCUGCGAAUUACUCGAGCCUAUGGGUUGGAGCAAGGAGAUUGCAGCCUCUUGUUAAACCGUCUUGGGGAAAGAGAAGUGGAAUUGUGAGGUGUGCAACAAUUGAAGAAAUAGAAGCUGAAAAAUCUUCGAUUGAGAAAGAUGUGAAAGAAAGGAUGGAAAAGACAGUUGAAACUGUUAGGUCAAAUUUCAACUCUAUAAGGACAGGAAGAGCUAGCCCAGCAAUGCUAGAUAAAAUUGAGGUUGAUUAUUAUGGCACUCCAGUCAGCUUGAAAAGCAUAGCACAAAUUAGCACUCCUGAUGCAACUUCUAUCUUGGUGCAGCCGUAUGACAAAUCCAGUUUAAAGGCUAUAGAGAAGGCUAUUGUCAGCUCCGAUGUUGGUAUGACGCCAAAUAAUGAUGGAGAAGUAAUACGAUUGGCUGUACCCCAGUUGACAUCAGAUAGGAGGAAGGAAUUAUCUAAAAUUGUUUCUAAACAAGCCGAGGAAGGAAAGGUAGCUAUAAGGAAUAUAAGAAGAGAUGCCUUAAAAGCUUAUGAAAAACUUGAGAAGGAGAAAAAGCUUUCUGAAGACAAUGUGAAGGACCUAUCUAGUGAUUUACAGAAAGUGACAGAUGAAUACAUGAAGAAGAUUGAUAUUGUCUUCAAGCAGAAGGAGAAGGAACUGCUGAAAGUUUGACAACAGUUGUGUUCAAUGUGUAUAUGGAGUUUGUGCAGUAAUGAAGCUUUUCUUGGAAGGUUUAUGUGGUGCAAUAGGCUUGUCACGUACCUUUGUAAAAAGAACUACCUUUAAUUUUCGGUUGUAAAGAUCAGUCAGGAACUGGAAUGGUCCCUGUUAAUUUUGUUAGGAAUUUCAUUUUUACUCCCAAAAGAAGUUAAAUCUGCUUGUAGCGACAUAAUUUGCACUGCUUGAGGCUGCUGGAUUUUGUAACUACAGGAUUCGGAAUGAAAUCGUACUUGCUGAUGGUAGAAUAUCACUUCCACUGCUCUUCUUUUGUA